AUGGGGAUUUUGUCUAGCUGGAUAAAUGAUUUGAAUUUUGUCAUCAUCUUUGAUGCCAACAGCAUUGGCACCUAUUGGGGUCAAAAUGCAUACGAGGGAAGCCUAUCAGAAACAUGUGCCACCUAUACACACAGCCACGUUAACAUAGCCAGCCUUGACGAAUUUGGUGGUGGUCGUUACCCAAAACUCAAUCUGGCCGGUCACUGCGACCCCACAAACGUGAAUGCGGUAGCUACACUUCAAACUCUAGGCGAGACGCUCGUGGUCUGGCAGAGUAUUUGUGGCAAGAAUUCUUGGCUGUUAAUCAUAGAGGAUCGAGAGGCCCCUUUGGUGAUGCCGUGUUGGAUGGUAUCAAUUUCAAUAAUACGAGAUGGAUCAAAUUCAUACUAUGAUAAUGUUGUGCGUUACCUGAAAGACAAGGACGAAACUAUUCUUUUGGCUGCAACUUCAGAAUCUGUAUAUCCUGAUUAUUACAUGGGGGAAGCUAUUGCAACAGGCCUUCUUGAUAUUGUUUGGGUUCAAUGUUUUAACGAUGAGUGUUGCGAAUACACUCCUGGAGACAUAAUCUUACAAAUAUCUAUAGCCAAUGGAAUGAAAGGGCAAACGUAAAGCACAUAGGUUGGGGGUUAGCGGCUACAAUGGGUGCAGCCCCACGUGGAGGGUAUAUUCCGAUCAGUAAUCUAACAAAUGGAGUCCUUCCAAUAAUGCAAGCUGCACCAAAAUACGUAGGCGUGAUGGUUUGGAGUAGGUACUUUGAUAGGAUAGUUGGGUACAGCCAAGCUAUUGAAUCAUAUUAAGAAACGAAAUAGAAACUGGUGCACUCUUCUUAAAAGGCUGAAUACCUUCAAUUUGGUAAUUGGGCUUGCUCUGAAUAAUAAAUCCUGACUAAUUCCAUGCAUGUUGUUGUCUUGGAAACGCCA
Messenger RNA from Durio zibethinus, 920 nucleotides. The record is from RefSeq and is a predicted model, not a curated record. Lineage: Eukaryota; Viridiplantae; Streptophyta; Magnoliopsida; Malvales; Malvaceae.